This is a messenger RNA of Phyllotreta striolata, 4146 nucleotides long. The record is from the annotation of a GenBank genome assembly. NCBI's taxonomy places the organism in Eukaryota, Metazoa, Arthropoda, Insecta, Coleoptera, Chrysomelidae.
CACGCUCGCACAUUGUACAUCUUUAAAAGAGCACAGAAAGAGAGAAAAAAAGUGCGCGGGCCAAGACUACAAAAUAAUCUCAUCGAAUACCGGCUGAUACAAAACAAAACCGGAAUCAAUUUUAUUUUUUUAUCAAAAAAAGAGAAAAGUACAAGCACGCAUAAGAGAUCAACGAAAAAAAAAAAAAACAACCACAACACCAACACCACCCAUGACUGAUAGUGUGACCAAAAACCGAAUUGUGAUGCCCUUGUGAUCUACUUUUUACGAAAACGCGACUAUUUCGAAAAAAGUCGAAUGUGAUCAGCGAAAAGUUUGCUCCGCAAAAUUUGUCAGUAUUUAUAAUUUUUUUUUCUCUAUAUUUUAAUUUUCUCAUAAUCAGUUGUCGAAGACAUGAGUGAUAAAAAAGUGAAACUAAAAACGAAAAAUGUGAUAACGCGUUUUUGAAUAAUUCGUUUUUUCUUUAGUUCGUUUUUUUUCUUCUCGAAUAAAUCGAUAAUUGUGAUCGAAUUUCAUCAAUCCGGACUUUGUGAUAGCGAAAUUUCCGACUCAAUUUUUUUGUGAUAUAUACCUUAUAUAAUACGAAUCGACUGACUUUAUUUUUUUUGUUUAUUUAAACAUACAAUUAGAAGAAAGAGAAAACAUGUUACUAAUUAGAAGCGAAUCGACGAAAAACAGUCUAGUUCAUAUUAGAAAAUCGCUCGAAACGAGAACAAUUUUAACGUAUUUAGUGCUGGCUCUGCUCAUACCGUACACGAUAACGGAAAAACACCGAUCGAAUACGAUAUUGAAGAGGCGAAGCCCCGAACCGGGGGCUUCAGAAGAACCCCGUCGAACGGCCGGUUGUCACAGUUGCAGGAUGCGAGAAGAAAUCAAACAGAGAAAUUUGCUCGUCAUCAAGGACGAAAUCCUGAGGCGGAUCGGUUUCGAGAAGGCGCCCAACAUCACCGGAAAACCGUUACCCCAAAUUCCCUCGGAGCUUUUCAUGAAAAUCGAAGAGGAAAACGGCGGCAUGCAAAGCGAUCAACCGGCUUUCCAAAGCGGUUACACCGUCACCGAGGAGGAGGAUGAUUAUCACGUCAGGACGGAGAAAAUUUUAGCUUUCGCCCAACCAUAUCCAAGACUGAGGCAUAAAGGCCGCGACAUCCUCCACUUCUCCUUCACCGAUAGUAUUACCAAAUACCACGUCAGCAACGCGACGCUCUUCGUCUUCAUCAAAGGAUCGGACAGGCGACCGCCCCAGGACGUCCUCAUCGAACUGUUUAAAGUGAAGAAAAUCACCGAUCAUUCGGAAUCGACCGCCUUCGAUUUGGUCUUCACCAAGAAGAUCCAUCAGCCGGGCGGUAGGGGCGAAUGGGUGCAAAUCGAUCUCACCGAAACCGUCUCCGAAUGGUUCAAGAGUCCCAAAGACAACCACGGUUUCCUGGUGAACGCCACCGUCAACGGAAAGAAGGUAUCCAUCACCGAUAUCAACGUAGAUAAAGGGAAAAAGGUACCCUUCGUCGAAAUAGCUACGGUGGAAGCGAAAAGACGAACGCGUCGCAGCAUCGGUUUGAAUUGCGAUGAAGACUCGAACGAGACGAUUUGCUGCAGGUACCCGUUGAUUGUCGAUUUCGAAGCCAUCGGAUUGGAUUUCAUAAUAGCUCCGAAGCGUUACGAUGCCUUCAUGUGUGCCGGUGAAUGUCCCUACGUGACGAUGCAAAGAUUCCCUCAUACUCAUUUAAAACAGGUGGCGAAACCGGCCAGUCAGCCGCCCUGUUGCACGCCGAGAAAAUUGGGCAGCAUCUCCAUGUUGUAUUUCGACAGCCAUCUGAACGUGGUGUAUGGAUCGUUGCCCGGUAUGGUGGUGGAGAGAUGCGGCUGUUUGUAAUUAUUGUAUCUGUUAAAAUGUGCUGUGAAUUGUUGUGGUGUCAAUGGUGUCUUCGGUGCGGUUUGUAUGAAUGUGGGGGAUUUUUUAAAGUUUUUCGUUUUGAACAAAACAAAAAUUGUUGGAUUGAUUUCGAUGGUUUAGUUUAGACCAUUUUAGUCUGAUGAAGGGAUUGAACGGUAAACGAAGCGGUUUACAGGAGAUAUCGAAGUUUCUAUUGAUGAUGUGACAAAAAUAAAAUAACGGUGUCCUUUUAACAGAGCUUUAACAACAUUCAAAUUCCCUACAUAAUCUGUUCAUUAUGGAUAUACCGAUUUAAUUAAAAAUAAUUAAUAGAAUUUAUAAAAAUUGAUACAAUUUAUCAGUAUUUCUGACACAUGGUAACGAAAAUAACCGAAUUGCUUUAUCGUUGUUUUAAAAAAAAAUUUAUAAAUUUAUCGUGAAUGUAAUUUAUUUGAAAAUUGUUACCAGGUAGUCGCUAUGAUCUCCUAAUUAUGUAAUUAAUAAGAUUUAAUUACUGAACGAUACGAAUAAUUCGAUUCUUCUGUAACACGAUUCGUUAGAAAUUACUAUAUUAUCAAAUGAAAGAAAAAUGUGUAAAUUUAGUGCCAUCCGCCUUCCAUAUUUUAUAUAUAUAUAAAGUAAUUUAUUUUCAUUUCAUGGGACGCAUAUAAAAAUUCCUAUUCUCGAAUAUAAUGCAGUGUAUUUAUAAAAAAAAAAUCUACUAUAAUAAUUUCAUACAUUGAUUCGACAAGUAUUAGUACCUAUCUCUCUUUUCCUUGGUAUUUUUUUUAUAAAAUGCACUGUGUAUAUAUGUAAAAAAUAAUUAUAUCAAUGUAAAUACCUACGUUAUUUUUGAAUGACGCCAUCAUUUUUAGUCGUAUAGAUAAAUAAUUAGUUGAAUUUUUUUGACAAAAUUUUUAAUUUUUUUUAAAUUCACUCUACUGAUUAAAAUGUUAUUUAUUUUACUUCCGUUGACCACAAGAGUCUACAUUGAAAAUGUAGACACGUUGUGAUAGGUAGAUCUGCAGUAGUUUUAGCGCGUUAAUUGCCAGAUAAUAAAAAAAAUUAUUGGUCAUCUGAAUUAAUUGACGGUGAAUUUUUCCCGACUUACUCUGUAUAUAAUUUUUGUAUAGAUUUAUGUGAUAUGUUUAGAUAUGUAAGGAACCUUAUAUUUAUUUUUGUAGUAACUUAAAAUAAAAAAAAGACCAGUAAAAUCUAUAUUUUAAGAAAACUUUGCACAAAAGCGUCAAUCAAAAAAAAAAAUGCUUCUUUGUGAUAAACUGCCUUAAAACUAUUUUUGGAUGGUAGAUACAUAUGUUAAAAUAUUUUAGUUCAAAUUUUUGGUAGUUGAUUUUUUUUCUCUACAAUAAUAUUAAAUGAAAGCUCUGCUCCCGGAGACGGGAGAGAGCGUUUAUUUAAAAAAAAAAUCGGAUCAAUUUAUUGUAAAUAUGUUUGUAAAAAAAUAUGUAAUAAUAGAUCUCGUGAAUAUAAAAAACAAAUUGUGUGGUUUGUAAACAAUCCAUUAUUUUGUAUAGUUUUUACUUGUAUAUAAAGGAGACGUUCAGGAAAUUAAUUUAACUAAUAUUUAGUUUAUUUUCUGAUGUUCUAUUUUCUUUUUAAGAAUAUUGACGAUUUUUCUAUGUGUUUUUGCUUUUUGUAUGUGAAUUAGAUUUUGCUAAAUAAAAAAAUCUUCAACAUUAUCUGAUGCCUUUUUAUUAUAUCUACGAGUUUUAAGAAUAUUGAAAUAUCAAAAAAAAAGUUCCUCAAUACACCCCGAAAUGAAUACCUAAAUAAAUCUAAAUUUGAAUUAUUUUAUAAAGUAGAUACGUAGGUAUAUGUAAAUAAAAAAAAAUAUUAUAGAUAUUUACCUACGGGUGAUUUUUCACGUUUAUAAAUUUAUAGGGAUAUAAAUUAAUCGUUGGCGCCAACCUUUCAGUGUGAUAAUUUCGGAAUUACCUGGUAAUGACUUCCCUAUCGUCGAAACAUGCUCUAUCGUAAAAUCGAAAUUGAACCUAUUAAAAUCGACAAGUACGUGAUAUUUGAGAAAAUAAAGGAAAACAAUGUCGACGUUUACGUUAGUACGUAAUUUUAUCGAAUUUUAUAAUGUUAAAAAAAAUAAAAAAAAAAAUAAUAAAAGCAGCCGAUCGACGACCAGGUGUGCGUAAUGAAAUAAAAUGACCAUUCGGAGAAAUAUCAAACAUUAAAAAAAAUUAAUAAAUAAUCGAAUCGCGUCCAAGUCGAGUCCCGAAUUAAUUGGAACAAUAAAAAAGGUUCCG